Molecule: messenger RNA, 696 nt
Organism: Ramularia collo-cygni
Lineage: Eukaryota; Fungi; Ascomycota; Dothideomycetes; Mycosphaerellales; Mycosphaerellaceae
Exons: 1
Coding region: 1-696 (231 amino acids)
Source: RefSeq, a predicted model, not a curated record
AUGAGUUUUGCCGCCCGUGCCAUCCCGUCGAAGCGUAAAGCGACGACACCUGAUGAUGCGUUGUGGUCAUUCGGGCAUCAUCGACUCGUUGCGACUGCUUCCCUGAUCUGGUGCCAGAUUACCAUGGCCAGGCCAGGCCAGCUCGGUGGUGACAAGAACAUCAUCAUUGGCGGUACCAGGACAGGUCACCUCGCCCGGCAAGUCAUCCGCGUCGGGGUUCAGUGUCUGCCGCAGCACAAGGUGGGUGCGGAUCCCUGCAUGUCUGCUACGACCAUCAUCUCCCACGCAGCCACUCUCCCCACUCGUCCCGCAGCAAGACCUGUCUGUUUCAUCACAGAAUUGAUGGAUGUGCUGGAGCUGGGGCAUCGACGGUGGUCCUGGACUCCUUCCGGUCCUCCCCCCAAAGCCAAUCCUCGGAAUCUCGUAUCCACGCAGCGGGUGGCGAGCGGAGCGGCAGAGCAAUCUAUCUGCUGGCUGUGUGCUGGCUGCCUCACGUCGCUCUACCGCACUGUACAAGACCAUCGAGGCACAUGUCUCCGGACCGAGAAAAAAGCUGGGAGACACGGCAUCAAUAAAUGUGCCAGGGACUCCUUCCUAGAUGCGGCUUCAUCAUGCACGCCGGAUCGCAGCGUCGCCGCGCCUGUGUGGCCGAUUUUAGCGCCUCCCAUUCAGGCACCAGACGCUCUGACCCGGUGA